Messenger RNA from Symbiodinium necroappetens, 1740 nucleotides. The record is from the annotation of a GenBank genome assembly. NCBI's taxonomy places the organism in Eukaryota, Dinophyceae, Suessiales, Symbiodiniaceae.
GAGCUGCCUGCCGAGGCGACCUUUCGGGAGGGCCCGAAAGUGGUCCGCGAGGAAGACGGGCUGGAGCUCGGCAACGUCUACGAGUUCCAAGUCCGCGUCGGCGACGAAUGCCGCAUGGGACCUUGGUCCAAGUCCUCUCCUCCGGUCCGCUUCGCUCUGUCUCCGCCUGUACCUUGCGAAGGCGGAGGCUUGCGAAUUCUGGAGAAGGGAGAUCGGGCGGAAGUGAGCUGGGCACCCUUCCAGCCCGACGCCGCCUCCCAGGCUCAGCUCCCGAACCUUGCCCGGCUGCCCAUCGAGUACACGUUGAGCGUCUUCGCCGAGCCGGGCGAGCCGGGCGAGCGCCUCCUUUCCUCGCUGUCCACCACCUCGACGAGUUGCUGCGUCGCAAAUCUCCGACCUCUCAGCGCCUACUCAGCGAGCCUCAGUGCGCGCUGGUCACGUUUCGGUGUCGCUGGCGACAGCGACAGCGCUCGGCUUUUCGCCGCCUUCGCCACCACAGGGCUGAAGGGCAGCAAGCUGACGGCCGAGCUCUCGGUGCGCCUGGGCGCUGAGUCCAUGGGGGCGGUGCCCGCUGUCCCUCCGGCCUCGAGGGCCUCCAUCCCCAUCGUGGAAGGCGGUGUCCCGGCGGCCGUGACGUUGGACCUCGACCCGUACUACACGCAACCUCGCUUGAACCACUACACGCCCGAGUUUGUUCGCAAGCCCUCCCUGCCCAGCUCGCGGCGAACGCAGGCGCAGGUGUUGGAGUGGCCGCAGCCCACGCUGCUUUGGCCUGAGACUUUUGCUAUCACGGCGAGUUCAUGGGAUUUCCUGGGUGCUGAGGCGGAGAACACCCCGGCACUCCCAAAGGCGGAGCGGCGGAGAGGUGCGUUUUUUGACCACCGCGCCUUGGUGGUUAUGGGAAACGCAGGGGCCUGCUGUGCCUCCAGCGCCGUCUGGGUGGCGGUGGCCGCGCCGCUGGAGCCGGAGCCAACCCCCGAGGAGCCGAAGUCCGAGCCCGAGCCGAAGGCGGCGGACGAGCCCAAGAGGGUGGUGCUGCGAUUCGUGCUGCCAGAUGGUGGAACGCAGGACAUCGAGUUCGCGAACAAGCCUCUGGGGAUCGACUUCAGCCGAAGUCUGCCCCUCACGUGCAAGCGCUUGAAGCCGGGAAUGCAGGGCGAACAGAAAGAGGUGAAGAUCGGCUGGUGCGUCACGCACAUCAACGACACACCCGUCCCCGUGACCUUCGAGGAAACGCUCAAGAAUCUACAGCAGGCCCACCGGCGAAUUGAUGAGCCUUCUGCACCCCGCGAGAGGCUCUGCAUGUUUUGGGUGCGCGGCGCCUGCAAGCGCGGCUCCAGCUGUGCCUUUGCGCAUGGCGAGGCGCAGCUGCGCGAGAGCCCCGACUUGUCAAAGACAAAGAUUUGCAAGAAGUUUCAGACCGGGGCCUGUCCGUUGGGGGAGGAGUGCACCUUCGCCCACUGCCGGGAGGAGCUUAGGUCCCUGAGGCCCUCGAAGCGACAGCAGAGCGCGGUGCAGCACGCCGCUUCCGCCAGCGCCGGCGCUUCUGCGAAUGUUCUCGUGACGUCCCGUGACACCUGGCACCUUCCGCCGGAGGCGGAGAUGGAGGACUCGGAGUCCCAGGUGGAGGAGUGGCCUUACACCGUGGUGGACUUCCAGUCCGUGGAGCGCGUCUGCGAGGAUCUCCUGGAGGGGGAGACUCCGCUCCUCGGAGCGCGGGACCUGCUCUUUGAGCUUUAG